AUGAAUGAGGAAAUAAACAGUAUUUUGGACCGCUACGGCAUUCCAAAGGAAAGCCAAUUCGGAGGAAAUCGAAGAGGUCCGCAUCCUGCAUCUGUUAACAGACCAGUACACUAUCCAGAGUGGGAUGAGAAGCCAAGUGACCGUGGAUAUGUUGUCUCUAAUCAUAUGAUCAACGAACCUCCCGAGAGGCCGUUCAGGAUUGUCGUUAUUGGCGCUGGAGCAGCUGGAAUCGAUUUCCUUCAUCACGCCCCCAAGCAGCUAGGUGAUCUAGGAGUCGAGAUAGUCUGUUAUGAAAAGAACCCUGACGUUGGUGGAACAUGGUAUGAAAAUCGGUACCCUGGCUGUGCCUGUGACGUUCCCAGCGUUUCUUACAGCUUUCCAUGGAAGCAAAAUCCCAACUGGCGAAAGUUUUACUCCACUUCCAAAGAGAUCUGGGAGUACAUGAAGAGUAUUGUGGAUGAAGAAGGGAUGAUGAAAUACAUUCAGCUUCAAUGCAAAAUUGUAUCCGCAAAUUGGAAUGAUGAAAGAAGCAAGUGGAAUGUGAGAGUUCGCCGACAAUAUCCUGGAAAGGAUUCAAGUUUCGAAGAAUGGAGUGAGGAGUGUGAUAUGAUUCUGAAUGGAGGUGGAUUCUUGAAUGAUUGGAAAUGGCCGAAAAUACCCGGAAUCAAGACUUUUACUGGAGAUUUAUUUCACACAGCCGGAUUCCAAGAGGGAUAUGAUCUGAAAGACAAAACUGUUGCUGUAAUUGGCGCUGGAAGCUCCGGCAUUCAAACAGUCUCUGCGGUAUAUCCAGAGGUGAAGAAGCUGUAUACGUGGGUCCGCAGCGCAACAUGGAUCACAGCUGCAAUUGGACAGAAGUUUGCUUCUAAAGACGGGCGUAAUUUUGCAUACACACCCGAACAAAGGGAACUUUUCGAGCGAAGCCCUGAAACAUAUCAUCGGUACCACAAGAUGAUCGAGCAUGAAUUGAACAACCGAUUCAGAACAGUUCUACGCAAUUCAGCCGAGUCUGAAGAAGCCAAUGCUUUUGCAUAUAACGAAAUGACUGCAAAGCUCAAGACAAAGCCUGAUAUCCUUGAAGCUAUGCUUCCUCGCGAUUUCAGCGUUGGCUGUCGGCGGCCCACACCCGACAAUGGAUAUCUUGGAGCCCUAGUCGGGGAGAAAACAAAAGUUCUUCCGGGGAGCAUCAAGUCAAUCACUGAGAAGGGUGUGGUGGCCGAGGAUGGCACCGAGUAUCCCGUUGACGUGAUCAUUUGCGCUACGGGUUUUGAUACCUCCUUCCGCCCACGAUUUCCAAUUUUUGGCCUAAAUCCCGAUCUUCCGCUGGCGGAAAAAUGGGCAAAAAUUCCUGCUAGCUACCUCGGAAUUUCAGUUGAUGGAUUCCCAAAUUAUUUUACAUAUGGGGGCCCUUUCACACCGGUUGCACAAGGCUCGGUUCUUCCUAUCCUGUCCCUCCUGAGCAAGUAUUUUAUUACAGUCAUCAAAACUAUGCGAGUACAGCACAUCAGACGACUGAGCCCAAAGCCUUCUGCGGUGGAAGACUUUUUGGAACAUACAAAGACUUACCUUCCCCGAACAGUCUGGGCAGAUCCCUGCACGAGCUGGUUUAAGCAGGGGACAAAGGAUGGAGAUCUGAUCAUGUGGCCUGGCUCGCGACUUUCAUUCUUUGAGGCUCUCCGAGAGCCAUACUUACAAGACUAUGAUAUAGAGUACUUUAGCAGGAAUCGCUUCGGCUAUUUGGGAAGUGGUUUCGUUGAUUUCGAGUUCAAAAGCCCACUUGAAAAUACAUGGUACCUGGAUGAGUUCUCCGGCCGCAAAGAAUGGAAGCGCGAUGGAGUGCCUUACUAUCAAGACCCGUCCGAAUUUGAAGGAUUGAGUGAAGGUAUUUUGCCCUCUCGCGAGAUUAACUAG
Talaromyces proteolyticus is the source of this 1911-nucleotide messenger RNA. Its product is annotated as flavin-binding monooxygenase. The transcript has 4 exons. Gene Ontology annotation, molecular function: NADP binding; N,N-dimethylaniline monooxygenase activity; flavin adenine dinucleotide binding. The record is from RefSeq and is a predicted model, not a curated record. NCBI's taxonomy places the organism in Eukaryota, Fungi, Ascomycota, Eurotiomycetes, Eurotiales, Trichocomaceae. The coding region runs from base 1 to 1911 and encodes 636 amino acids.